Messenger RNA from Lichtheimia ornata, 4665 nucleotides. RefSeq lists its product as uncharacterized. Lineage: Eukaryota; Fungi; Mucoromycota; Mucoromycetes; Mucorales; Lichtheimiaceae. The transcript has 9 exons. Gene Ontology annotation, biological process: microtubule-based movement; mitotic spindle organization. The record is from RefSeq and is a predicted model, not a curated record. The coding region runs from base 1 to 4665 and encodes 1554 amino acids. Gene Ontology annotation, molecular function: ATP binding; microtubule motor activity; microtubule binding.
AUGACUUCAACUGCCGUGAGGGUGGCACUACGUGUCCGACCACUGACACAAAAGGAGCAACUUGCCAACUGCACAGAAUGUCUUUCGUAUAUACCCAACGAGCCUCAAAUAUUGAUCGGCACCGACAAGUCCUUCACCUACGAUCAUGUGUUUGAUACCAACACCCAUCAAGAUACUGUUUACUCUGUCGCAGCAGGUCCUUUGGUACAGAAAUUUAUGGAUGGAUUCAAUGCAACCAUUCUUGCUUAUGGACAAACGGGUUCGGGCAAAACUUAUAGUAUGGGAACUGGGCUGGAGAACAGCGGUGACCCAGAAAAUGAAGGCAUCGUACCUCGUUGUAUCUAUGAGCUCUUUGAAAAGUUGGAUCAACAAGCCCAAGAACAAGAAGGCUUUUCUUAUGAAGUCGCCGUCUCCUUUUUGGAAUUAUACAAUGAAGAGCUGAUCGAUCUGCUGAAUCCAUCCACCGCUCAGAAAAGAAAGAGUCUCAAUGGCACCGUGACACACACCACCGAAGUAUCCAUUCGUGAAGACAUUGCUGGCAACAUUUAUUGGAGUGGUGUACGAGAAGAACCUUGCCAUAGCCCUGAAGAAUUACUUGGAUUUCUUGCAAAGGGAUCCUUAUGUCGUACAACUGGAUCUACCGAAAUGAAUGCCGUUUCUUCACGAUCCCAUGCCAUCUUCUCAGUCAUUUUACGACAACAUCAACCUGAUCAAGAGCAAUCCACAUCGCUUACCAGCAAAUUCCAUUUUGUCGAUUUAGCUGGUUCUGAAAGAUUGAAACGCACCAAUGCACAAGGAGAUCGUGCACGAGAAGGCAUUGCUAUCAAUUCAGGAUUAUUGGCUCUUGGCAAUGUCAUUUCAGCCUUGGGUGAUGAAGCCAGACGAACGACGCAUAUCCCUUACAGAGAUUCUAAACUGACAAGACUGCUGCAAGAUUCCCUGGGUGGAAACAGCCAAACAAUGAUGCUUGCAUGUGUAUCACCUGCCGACACCAAUUUCAUGGAGACAUUGAAUACGCUCAAAUACGCCAAUCGUGCACGCAACAUAAAGAAUCGAGUCACCAUCAACCAAGAUUUCGCUGGUAGUUCCAUUGAAGUCAAUCAACUCAAAGCACUCGUGGGUCGAUUACGCAUGGAAAUUGCUGCAUUGCGUGCUGAAGGUGGCAACGGCGGAGGAUCUUCUUCUUCCAACAACAACAACAUGGCCCAUGAAGAUCAAAUACGAGCACUUAAGAGUGAAAUUGGACGACUACGUGAACGCAUCGAUGACAUGUCAGCCAACAUUAUUCAAGUAUCCAGCGAACGUGAUACUUUGUUAAUGGAGCGUGAAUUGGAUGAAUUUAUCAAUGAUGGCGGCGACCAUGAUGAUAACAACAGCAACAGACCAGCCAUUACACAACAUCCAAUUAUUGCUCAAUAUCAGAAAAAGAUUCAGGAUUUGACAAAUGAAUUGGCUGAUACGCGCGAUCAAUUGGCUUUUGCAACAAGCGUCAAACCUACAUCUACCAACAUGUUAUCACGACCCCGUGCUGAACCAAGCUUGUCCACAGGACAACGUCGUCGUCGACAACAUCGAAGAAAACGUGGUGGUCGUAUGAGCGCCUCUUCGAGUAGCACAACCACAGCCAUUCGACCUUCGAGAGCGGCAUCGAGACAAGCUGCAAAGAAAAAGAAGCAAUCGACCAUUGUAUACUCGGAUAUUGAAGAAGAUGAAGGCUUUGUCAAUGAUGAGCAAGAAGGUGAUAUUCGAAAAGAAGUCAAAGACAGCAUCGCCAAAGCACGUGAUGAGAUCCGCAAAGGCAUGGAGGUCCUUGAACUUAUCAAGCCAUUGGAUGAUACCGCCAAGGCAUGGGAGGCUGAAUUGCAAGCGUUUGAAGAUGAAGAGCGUCGUAUCCACCAAGAUCGUACAUUGACAGAUGAAGGCACCUUCUCAUCCACACCUUCACCCAUUGGCAUGGAGAAGCAUUAUCGCACCGAGGAAGAUGAUUUCAUGGAUGAAAUUGAAGAAUUGGCUGUUCCUACUUGGGAAGAUGCUGAGAAGCCAAAGCAACAAACGUGUGAUGCCAAAUCUGUAUCGACAAUGGAUCAAUCAGUGGAUAGCGGUUCGACCAUGGUGCAUCAUAUCAACAAUGAAAAGCCGAAUCCCCAAAUGGUGCGCAUGCUUCAUCAAAUCCAAUCGGAUAUCAAGGUCAAAGAGGAAUUGGUGUCGCACUUGGAAAAGUCUGAGAACGAGUACAUCUUUAUGCGACGCAAAUUUGAUGAUAAGAUUGCCCAAUUGCAAACACAACUUGUUGAACUUCAACGUGAACGUGAUGAAGCUCUCGAUCGCACAAAGUCGCGUCUUCGAUCCAAGUCGGAUGCCUCUGUACAACAAAAGGAAAAGCAGCAAUUGAUUGAUAUUCGACAUGCUUAUGAGGCCAAGACCAAGCACUUGUUGACCGAGAUCCAGGAUUUGCGUCGCAAGUAUUCACAAAUGACCAGCACCAUGCAAGCAACACGCAACCAAAAUGAAACGUUGCUUCGUUCGUUGCGUGCCAAUGUUGACACUCUUCAAGUGGAAAAGAAGCGCAUGAUCAAACGUAUGCGUAUGGAAGCGGAUCGCGUGAGAGAGCAAAUGUCAACCCAAGAACGCCGUAUUCAUCAAUUGCAACGACAACAAGCUGAAGCCAACAUGGCCAAACGUCGUCUUGAACGUGAACAUGAGAACCAAAAGCAGAUCCUCAAGAAGCGCAACGAGGAAAUUCUUAUCAAUCAUAAUCAACUCAAGCAAAUGACCAACGUGUUGAAAAAGGCUGUCCGUGAAGGCGGCAUUUUGGAUGAACGUCUUUUGAGCAAGGUGUCGCAUAUUGUGGGUGGCAGCUUUGCCAUUGUAGCUCGUGGAAGAGGUCUUGGUUUUGGUCGUCGUCCUCGCAGCAACAAACGUAUCAAUCCCAUCCCUGUUCAAGAAAGAGCGGCACGUAAAAAGGAGCUCUUGGACAAGGCCCUUUCACAAUUUAUUCAAGGCAAACAAGCGAUUGUGGAAAUGGAGCAAUUGUUGGUGCGUCGUGAGCGUUUGGCCAAUGAGAAGCUUGAAUUACUUGAAGAGCGCAAGCACAUCUACUUGGCUGAAAAGGAGAAUGCCGAGACAACAGGCCAGCCUAUGGAUAUGAUGGCUGUGGAAUUGAUGGAUGAACGUGUCGAUCUCAUGUCAGCUGAAAUUUCUUACUUGAGUGCCCGUAUUCGUGCUUUGCAAUCGGAAGCUGCUGGUGAAUCCAUGGAAGAUGAAGCCCACGCCGUAACAACCACGGCAGCACGCAUCGAAAAGCAUGUGACAUUUGCUGAUGAAAUCAUUACCGAUCCAGCACCUACCGAUGAAUGGGCUGAUAUGGAUGCCUUUGAAGAGCAAUUCAGUGUCCCCAGCAAUGCAGCACCCGAGUUGGCCUAUGACAUGACGGUCAAGUUGUUAAAGUCACUUGAAGCCGAUGAAUGUAAACGCAUUGCCGAAUCCUUGGUGGAUGAUAUCAUGACAUUGAGAAUGAGCGAAUGCAAUCAUCAAGUCACUCAACAAAAUCUCGAAAAGUCAGUGAUGGAUUUACGACGUACGUUGAUUGUCAUGAAGCGUGCAGCGAUUGCCACCACCAUUGAAAAUGAGCGACGUAUUCGUAAGCUUGAAGAAAAGUCUGCAUUGCAUCAUCAAGAUGAUGAGGAAGAAGACGUUCAGGAGAAUCGUUCGAGAUCACCUACCGAUGAAAAGAUUGAGGAAUAUAUCAAUGGAGGCAACACGAUCUUUGACAAGAUUUACGAGGAUGGAUUACGAGGUCUUAUUGCUACCCCUGAACCAGGUGCUGAUAUACCAACCAUGGUAACACCAGCAAGUCCUCGCGGCUUUGACAUGUCACGAACACCUACGGGAUCGCCUCGACAUCACGAUGAAGACUUUGGACAUUGCUUAUCACCAUCAUUAGCAGCUACAGCCAAUGCAGCAGCUGCAGGAAAGCCACCACAGCCACUUAAGGAUCAAGAUCGUGAUAUUACGCCAUCGCCUGAUCGCUUUUACAACAUGAUCCAAAAACGGUUGUCAUGGCAACAACGUCAAGGUGGAUCCGAAUCACCUGUACCUAUUACAAUGAUCAGCCCAGCUGAAUUUGCACGCUAUGCAGCUGAUCAAGAUUCAUCCACAUCGUCGAUCCACAGUAGCCAUCUUCGACGUUCUUCCCUUCCAUCCGAUUAUUCAUCAUCUCAAUCACAGCAAUCAUGGAAUCAACAUCCAAGCAACGGCGUAGUGAAUCAAGUCCCUGAUGUACGUAAACCACGACAACGUUUAUCUUUGCGAGAACUUUCGACCCAUGGUGGUGGUGGUAAUGUGGAUGCCAUUCCUAAUAUCAGCAAUAAUGCAGCAGCAGCAGAAUACGAUCCACCCCUUCCACCUUCAUCACCACUCGCCAAUUACUCAUCCACAGUGACCACCUCAAAGCAAUACAAACGCCGUACCAUGCCUGCUGUUUUGCCCACCGAACAACGUCCUAGCACACCUGUCACGGGUAAUGUGUUUGAUCGUCUCUCACAAACGCCAACACGUGCAUCACGUGCCAAAAUGACACGACAUAGCAGUGGCAGCGUAGAAGAUCUCAGAUUAAGAUGGGACAGCUUUGAACAUCAAGAACGCUCGUCAAGUCCAUUUUAUUGA